Molecule: messenger RNA, 2500 nt
Organism: Monopterus albus (swamp eel)
Lineage: Eukaryota; Metazoa; Chordata; Actinopteri; Synbranchiformes; Synbranchidae
Gene: slc22a31
Product: solute carrier family 22 member 31
Exons: 9
Coding region: 446-2299 (617 amino acids)
Biological process (GO): transmembrane transport
Cellular component (GO): membrane
Molecular function (GO): transmembrane transporter activity
Source: RefSeq, a predicted model, not a curated record
GAAUACCAGCAACUAGGAUUUUAGAUUGAUUUAAGCAGGUGAGAUGUGAAGAACACUGGCUGCUAAAAUCAAAGCGUUAUAUUUUUAUCAGUCUACCACUGAAGUGAAAACAGUCUUCGUGGCAAGUUCAGCUAUGAUGCACUGAGUUAUAUGGACUCGAGAAGACAUGAUGAUACGGUCACUGACAGAACUCUGUUAACUUUACCUCUGACCCAGCUGUUCUGUCAGUAACUGGACUCCAGGGACAUCCAGAAUCGAGUUACCCCAAGUUUAGGUCCUAACCAGCCACAGGUGUGUCACCGGUAGAGUCCCAAUUCCUGGAGCCUCCGCCCUCCGCCCUCCUCCUCCUCCCCCCGUGCGCUUUACCUGCUGCGCGCAGUCCAGCGGACACGUUUACUGCGCACUGACCACAGAAACAUAUGUUACCGUGAACAGUCGUCUACAAAUGGAUUAUGAGACGAAGAUUUUCCCGCACACCGGCGGCUAUGGACGCUACAACCGAAUCGUGGUUGUAUUCAGCUGGUUCCCCAGCUUUGCGGUCAUGCUGAAUUUAUUUAGCGACGUUUUUUACACUCUGAUUCCGGAAUCGUACCACUGCAAACCCGACCCGGAGCUUCUGCCCUCCACCUUCCUUCCCAGCAACUUCUCCAGACAAGAAUACUUGAAACUCGCCAUCCCCUGGGUGAACGGCACCGGGCUCAGCCACUGUGAACUCUUCAAGUAUCCACCCAACACCUCGGACUUUACCAAAGAUGUGCCCAGAGAGAGGGUGCCCUGUACCAAGGGGUGGGAGUACUCUAACCUAACGGGACUUCAGAGCAAUGUUGUCACUGAGUGGAACCUGGUUUGUAGUGAUUACUGGAAAAUCCCUUUGCAGCAGCUCUGCUUCAUGACAGGAUGGAUUCUGGGAUACAUCUUCCUUGGUACAUUGUGUGACUGGCUGGGUCGUCGGCGAGGCUUCCUCCUGUCCAUCAGUUUGUCCAGUCUGUUAGGAGCAGUCGCGUGUUUGUCCAGAAGUGCUGUGGUGUUUCUGCUGCUGCGUCUCUCUCAAGGCGCUACGCUCGCCGGGGUGUUUGUAUCCUCCUACAUUGUCAGAUUGGAGCUGUGCGACCCUCCCCAUCGUCUCAUGGUUGCCAUGGUCAGCGGCUUCUUCGGCGUGUUCGCAGAGCUGCUGUUGCCGGGCGUCGCUGUUCUGUGCCACGAUUGGCCCAUUCUCCAGGCUGUGGCCACUUUGCCUUUGCUCCUACUGCUUUCCUAUUGGUGCUGUUCAUCUGUGUUUCCCGAAUCUCCUCGCUGGCUGCUGGCCACAAAUCGGAUCUGUCGGGCGAAGAGGAGCCUCCAGGAAUUUUCCAUCAGGAACGGCGUUUGUCUGCGAGAUGAACUCUACCCCGGUGAAACCCUGCUCUCAGAGAUAGACUCGGCAUACGGAGAUGACAGUCGGCCGAGGUACCAUUCAGUUCUGGAGCUGCGUCGAACUUGUGUUAUCUGGAAGAACUGCCUCAUACUCAGCUUUACUCUGUUCAUUGGAACAGGCAUCCAGUACUGUUUCACCAGAAAUCUGCAUAGAUAUUCCACCAGCUUCUACUUUGGCUACUUUUUUCGAGUAAUAACUGGAGCACUGGCCUGCAUCUUCAUCUGUUUGUCUGUCAAUCGCCUUGGGCGACGCGGUAUGCUACUACUGUCGGCCAUCAUCACUGGGCUGUCAUCGCUGCUGCUGCUGGCCCUCACACAGUACUUGCGUGGAGGCCUGGUGUUGGUGCUCUCCGUCGUGGGUCUGCUGUUCUCUCAGGCCCUUGCCAUGCUCAGUAUGUUCUUCGCCUGCGAGGUGAUGCCGACUGUGGUUCGAGGUGGCUGCCUCGGCUUGGUGCUGGCUGCAGGUUGUGUUGGCAUGGCCGCCUCCUCUCUCAUGGAGCUCCAGAAUAAUGGGGGCCACUUUCUCCACCACGUCAUCUUUGCCUCCUUCGCUGUCCUCUCCAUUCUCUGCAUAAUGCUUCUACCUGAAAGCAAACGCAAGCCACUCCCAGACUCCCUGAAGGAGGGUGAGAGCCAGCGACGCCCGCCUCUCUUCCUGUCCCAACCCGGCCGGGACAGCCUGCCUUUGCUGUGCACACGGCCCAUGUUGUCAGAGUACAACCCUGAUAACUAUUCCCGCUUGGUCUCUGCCACAAGGAGGAUGUUGACUAAAGACACUUUGCCUUAUAAGAUUGCUGUGCCAAAUCGUGCUCCUCUGCUCUCAGACAGUGAAACACAGGAGCAAGAGAACGGAGAAGAAAAAGAGGUUGUUUCUCAACACUCUUAACAGACCCUCCUCAUCUUCCUUUUUAGACUUGGCUCCUUUAUCCUUUACCUCUGACAGUCUACCAUCAUACUUCAUUGAAGUGUCUGAGUCACUGGCUGGUUGCAGCUCACCUGGAGAACCGGCCUUGGCUUGGAUGCAGUGCACUUUAGAAUGAUGGCUCCAAGUCUGUCAGUUUUGAACAACAUAUCAACCUUUUUUUUU